CUUUCUUUCUGAACAAUUUUCAAACAAGUGCAAGGCUCAGAUAGGAGUGCUUGGAUUAAAACAGUUGUUCUGCUCUUGGAGUUCUGUGGAAGUGGACAUACAAACUGGGAUAUAUUUCAGGAAGCUUCAGGAAUUCUACAUCUAUGGGAGAAGAUACUUUAAAGGACUGAAGAGCUGAGACAUAGGAGGGCAGAGGUGUGCUGCAUGGGGGCCAAAGCCAGGCCUUAUGGCAGGAGGCGCCCAGAUCUCGCUGAGCUAUAAUUACAUCCUGUAGGAGCCUCUGAGGUGAAACAGUUCACACGGAGACACUGAAAGAUCGUGUGCCCAUGAGGUCAUCCAUGCUGGUCCUGUUUCUCAUCUUCAGUGCCCAGGCUGUGGCCCCCAUCAUAGGGGUCUUGUGCAGCGUCACAACAGCACAACAGGACCACCCCACCUCCAUCCCCACUGUGGACCCCAAGCUCUUCAAUAAGCGCCGCCACCUCUCACCCAGGGUGCUUUUCAGCUCACAGCCCCCCGAUGCGGAGCCAGCAGGGGGACAGGGUGUCAGCAGGAGGACUCGAAGGCAGCCUCAGCACCGGGGGGUGUACUCGGUGUGUGAGAGUGUUAGUGUCUGGGUGGGCAACAAAACCAAAGCCACAGACAUCUCAGGCAAAGAGGUGACAGUGCUCCCAUAUGUGAACAUAAACAAUGUUAAGAAGAAACAGUAUUUCUUUGAGACGACGUGUCACAGCCCUCCAUCUGGAGGCUCAAGAUGUUUAGGAAUUGACGCAAGGCACUGGAACUCCCACUGCACCAACUCGCACACUUUCGUCCGAGCGCUCACUUCAUCCGAGAACCAGGUGGCUUGGAGGCUCAUUCGGAUCAACGUGGCGUGUGUGUGCGUGCUCAGCCGCAAAUCGUGGCAGCAUUGAAGACUCACCCAUAGACUGGCACACAGAACACAAUAUAGACAGACACAAUAAAAUGCAGACCGGUGUGUUUCUGCAUAUAACUUAUCACCAAGGACUUCUCACCCUCUGCACAAAGUAAAUUAUUCUUGUAUGUGUCAAAAUAUCAGGACUGCAUGUAUACACACCAGACCUGGGUCAAAGAGUAUCUGCAAGUUUUAGCCAUUGAAGUAUUAACAUGAUUGUGAAGGUGUUUUAAUCAUCUCUUGUUUUUAUAAAAGAGGCCGUUUGGUAAGGUAUGUGUGUUCUUUUGCAACUAUUAAAGCAAUAGACUUUAUAGUUGGAAAUUAGAAAUGUUCUCCUAGUAAAAAUCAUUACCUGUACUGUUUAAAAGAGCUUGAAGAAAACUUGGUCAAUCUGCUACGAUGUAUUGUAUAAAUUGAUUCCAGCCAUUUAAGGUCACAUUAAAAUUAGAGUUAUAUUAUUGUGUGAUGGAAUUAGUCAGUAAAGUAGAGUCGUGUGAAAGAAAUUAGUUUCCUCAUUACAGAUUCCUUAUGUUUCUAUCUUUUGUUACACUUACAUGUUUAGGACCAUCAAUCUGGUCCUAUGUGAAAAUAAUAUUUCUUCUUAUUAAAUUAUCAAUCCCUGGGAUUAACAACUUUUUAAAUUCAGCUUUUCUCAUUCCACCAAGGCUUAAUUACUCACUAACCUGCUCAGUAAAGAAAUCACUUAAACAGAACCUGUCAGAGGACAGAUUGAAAGAUUUCCAAAGUCAUUUUUGAUUUAAAGAAAAUUAAAAACAGAUGUUCUUGAUGAUGCCCAAAAUUUGGGGGGAUUUUUUUUUUUUGAACUGAAGAGACAAAAGUGGAACUUUUCAGGAAGUAUGCAUCCGUUUACAUUUGGCGCAAAACUAAUACAGCAUUUCCACAAAGAAACAUGGUGGAGGAAGUGUGAUGGUCUAGAACAUCCUUGUUUCUUCAAUAACUUGUUGACUAACAAACUGAUGGCACCAUGAAUUCAUCUUUUUACCAGAAAGUCGGCCAUCUGUUGGGACGAUGAGCUGAAGUGUCUGCCACUCAAUAGCUGUAAAAACAAAACAAAGAUUUAGGAGUUGGAUCAUUUGUUUGAUAGUUUUCUACAUUUAAAUGUGACAUAAAAGCACAAACGGAAGAAAAGAUAAAGAUUUUUUCACAUCACCCCAUUUAUGCAAGUCAUACUGGCUCUUUACCUUGCUUAUUUUGUAAAUCCAGAAUAGUAUGACAGUCUACAAAUGGUGGAAUAAUCAAUUGUAUUUGUCUUAUUCAUUUUCCAUCAACUUUAAAGAUAUUUUGAUGGUCAUGAAAAUUGAAGAAAAUUUUUUUGGCCUUAAGAUAAGAAAACAAUAUUGGAAUCCAACCAGUCUUAAACUAAGCAGUGAUGGAGGGUUAUAGCAUUCAAAGACAAUUGACCACAACCCACAAGACAGAACAAUUUUAUGUCUUUCAUAGUGCAUGUUUUUUUUUUCUCUACUGAAGGAGCUGAAUAAUUGUCACGUUUGGAAAGAGAAGUGAACCGUAUUCAGUUGGUUGCAGUCUAGCACUUUACCACAAGAUAUCAAUAAGCCAAAGUAAAUAUAAUGCAGUUUGAAAAUGAUAUAUAUGUAGAAUCUCUUGCUAGUUUAAACUAUACUUUAAGAGUUUUUCAUUCUCCCAAUUCCAAAAUAUCACUUUUAUAAAAACAGCCUUAGUUUAACAGAAACUUUAGUCUUUCUUAUUGAAAUAGAGUAUUUACUGCUCAUAAAGGAAUUAUGAGGUACUAUUAAAUGCACAGACUAUCCAGUAGCAUUUUCACUGAAUUCAGCUUUCUCCUUACAUUUUGUAUGAUGUAGAGCCUAAUCAAACCACAAAACUACAAUAAAAUUAGCCCCAAACCUGCAGACAGCACGUUUGCCCUGGUUCAACGUGCAAUUUAAGGGGCUAUUUUUAUGACCAUGAACAACAUUUUAUAUUGGAAAAAGAAUUAUGAUGUACUAAAUUCUAGAUUUGGACAAGGAAGCGGGCUUGUGGACCAAACCACAGCUGCACUGUAAGCCACAGCUUCUGAAAACACAGCAUUUCGGUUUACAAGUCUAUUUGACUGUAGCUUUUACAAAGCAGAGGCUAAAAUCUGUGUUGUUAAUAGCAGCUGAGUCAGUCACAGUAAAAGGCCCAUAAAAGUUUUGGCACAGCAACACAGUCAAAUUUCUUGUAAUCAUUUUUGUCUCACUGUUCGCCGUCUUAAAGAAAACCCGUCUAGCUGAGAAAGACUAAUAAAACCAUUCCGCAGAUACAAUUUAACCCAGGUCUGUAAUAAGCAAUAUGUUCAUUUUUUUAAAUAAUAAAUAAUUAUGUUUAUGUUGUU
Xiphophorus maculatus (southern platyfish) is the source of this 3266-nucleotide messenger RNA. RefSeq names its product nerve growth factor-like (gene ngfb). The coding region runs from base 327 to 911 and encodes 194 amino acids. The record is from RefSeq and is a predicted model, not a curated record. Gene Ontology annotation, biological process: nerve development; memory; negative regulation of neuron apoptotic process. Gene Ontology annotation, molecular function: nerve growth factor receptor binding; growth factor activity. Lineage: Eukaryota; Metazoa; Chordata; Actinopteri; Cyprinodontiformes; Poeciliidae. The transcript is spliced from 3 exons.